UAGAAAGAGAGGUGGAGGGAGAGGAAGGUCGGGCAGCUCGAGCUCUCCCGGAUUUCCACCUGACUGCUCGGGAAGCGGGACACUGGGACAGGCAAAAUGUUGAGUUUGGGGAGCGGAGGAGCGAAGCCUACUAAACCGUCGUUUGUGUCUUAUGUUACACCCGAGGAAAUAAAAUCAGAGAAAGACCCACCAAAGAAAGAGAAACAUCCUGAUUUGCUACCAGGUGAAGUGGAGUUCUGUAGCGCCAACCCCAUUCUCAUAUACACUCAAGAUGAUCUCUCCCAGCAUGGUGUCUUUGGCACAUUGUUCUGCACCAAUUUUCGUGUUACGUUCAUUAGUGAUGAGACACCACAGGAGAAGACGGUAAGGAUUGGUGACAGGACUCAACAGGACUCAACAAACACUUCUGUUCUGACAUGUCAUUCUCCAGUCUUCCUCCUGUUCCUGGAGUGUGUGUGGCAGCUUGUUCAGCAGCACAGCCCAGCUUUCCAGUUCUCCGAGACUUACCUAACUGUGCUGUCCGACAGUGUUCACGUGCCAAUCUUUAGCACAUUUCUGUUUAACUCUGCCCAUCACAGAGAAAGUGUUAUGAAGGCAGAGUCACCACUUGCACAAAGCGGCCCAUUGAGCUGCCCUACAGUGUGGGACUGGUCUGUGCAGUUUGACAGCAAGGCCCAGAAUUUCUUCUAUAACCCCCUGUAUUCAGAAAAGGUGAAACAUGAGAAAGCUGUACGCAAACCUCACAAGCCUAAGCACCAAAGACAGUUAUCCUUACCCAGUACAGCUUUCAAAACCCCACUGAAGAAAGGUUUCUUUAAGGACGAGACUGACAGCCUUAAAAAGAUGCUACGAGUGAAGCGUCUCAGUCGCUGGAUGGGCUCUCCUGACUCCCCCGGUGCCACCACCCGAGAGUUCUACGAGUCCUGGCAGCACCGUCCUGUGGACUAUCACGGCCUCCUGCUCCCCUGUCUGGAUGGACCGGCUGUUCGUGUCUGGAUGCAGCGCUACCUGCGCUGGAUACCUGAGGUGUACAUCCUGGGCGGAGGCUCCGUGGCCAUGACGACCAAGCUUAUGGAACUUCUAAGUCAGGUGCAGGAUCUGAAGCGUGUGCUGGAGCAAAGAGACACGUCACAAGCUGCUAAAAUUGAUCACCGUCCAUACCUUCAGCACCGGCUGCUCUCGUUUGGCUCCUCGGGACGAUUGUCAUCCUCAUUUCCCUUCGCUUACACCCGCAACCGAUCUUUCAAGCCCAUCAUUCCUACAGGUCUGAUGCAAAGACUUAUGGUAACUGACAGCCUAGCCAGUCAGGAGGAUGAGGCCAGUUCGGUUGUGAGUUUUGUUUAACAGAGAAUCCAUUUUCACCCAUAUAUUAAAUAUUCGUCCAUUUAUUAUUAAAUUAUAAUAUUAUGAAGUAAAUACGGGAUUAUAGUGGCCUUGUCAGAUUCAAAUUAGGUGCUUAAAGGCACUUUGGUGCUAAAGCGGGUCCUUUUGGAAAGUAAAACGGGCUUUUGUCAAACCACAUGUGCCCUACUGUAUCGAAAAUAUAAUAUGAGCCUUCAGACAGGAUGAAGCUCUUUUAUUUUUGAUGUUCUUCACGGAACAAUGCCUAGAAUUGUUCUCUUGCUCAUCACAACACAGGAACAGGAUAUAGCCCUGAGCUUCCAGCCUUUCCACAGUGCAGUGUUACAUAAAAUAAUUACCAAGUAACAUUCCAAACAGUAUUCCAUUCCAGUGGUCUAUGAAUGGAUGAAAUUAUCCUGAAUAAUAGCAACCAUUAUAAGAGUUACAAAUACAUUUGACUUCCACACUUCUCUGACUCCUCACAUAUUACUGUACUCGGAGGGUUGGAAAAAGGCCGCUGCAGUUCUUAAAGCAUGUUUUCUGUAUCUAAAGAAGGUUAGCCAAGGAAAAUAGUGUGGAGCCAUCUACAGGUAUAUUAUUGUUACUGCUGCAUUUAAAAUGUAUUGAAGAUUAGAUUAUACUCACUGUGGUCUGGAUGUGACUGCUCAUUUCUUUUCCCUAGAUGCCAAGUCAACCUUCGGGUUAAUGUUUUUUUUUUCCUUAAGAAAA
This is a messenger RNA of Sinocyclocheilus anshuiensis, 2070 nucleotides long. RefSeq names its product myotubularin-related protein 12-like. Gene Ontology annotation, cellular component: cytoplasm; membrane. The record is from RefSeq and is a predicted model, not a curated record. NCBI's taxonomy places the organism in Eukaryota, Metazoa, Chordata, Actinopteri, Cypriniformes, Cyprinidae. Gene Ontology annotation, biological process: phosphatidylinositol dephosphorylation. The transcript is spliced from 6 exons. The coding region runs from base 97 to 1344 and encodes 415 amino acids.